This is a messenger RNA of Monomorium pharaonis (pharaoh ant), 1467 nucleotides long. RefSeq lists its product as uncharacterized. The transcript has 7 exons. Lineage: Eukaryota; Metazoa; Arthropoda; Insecta; Hymenoptera; Formicidae. The record is from RefSeq and is a predicted model, not a curated record. Gene Ontology annotation, biological process: regulation of transcription by RNA polymerase II. Gene Ontology annotation, cellular component: nucleus; transcription regulator complex. Bases 497 to 1363 code for a protein of 288 amino acids.
AAAAGAAAGAAAGGGAGGAAAUAGAAAGUUUCCCUGACGUCAUCGCUCGAUUUUGCUCCUCGGGGUUCGCCGAGGACUCUAUGCUCGAUCGUUUUGUCCUGGUGUUGGUGACCCUAAAUGUAGAAUGGUAGUAAUAGUCUAAAUGUUGCGCGACGCGCCGAAAAUCGACAGGUCGUAUCGACAUGUAUCGACUCCAUAGAUCGUGGAGCCCCGAAAGAAGCCGAGCCGUGUUGUAAGCACAGGGGAAGGAGACACUUCCCUUCCGUCUGUUGAAGCGGCGAGUCGUCGGUGCGCGGGGAGCUGUCUUGAGUUGCGAACGAACAAAUUAUAAUUAAAUAUAGUGGAGUGGUGCCGGUGGAGACGAACCGUUGUGAGAUUGUGAUCCGGGGCCAUGUAAAUUGACUUUAGAAUUGUACACACUUGCGGAAUAUGCGAGGAAAUAUGUGAAGUCGAAAACUUUAAAAGUCAUUCCUGCUUGGAAGGAUACAAUAAUUACAUGAUUGAUGAAAAUACUUUAUAUUUUUAUCCAGUAUUAGAUGAUGGGACUACAAUUAUUAGACGCAGUGAAAUUAAUAAUCAGGAGAAAAUAGUAGCAGAACCAUUUCAACAAGUACGUACGUCAACUACAUUAAAUAAAACUAAAACAAGUAAAAGAACAUCAAAAUUUAAUUUUGACGACGAAGAAACGUUGAUACUCGAGGUACAAAACAGACCUUCACUAUGGAACUAUUCAUUAUCAUUAAGAGAGCGAAACGGAAAACUAAAAAAGCAAUGUUGGGAGGAAAUUGCUCAAAUUUUUAACGGAAAAUUUAGUACAGAAGAAUUAAAAAUCAGAUUUAAAUCACUUCACGACACAUAUAGAAAAAUUAUUCACUCGGAACAUCAGGCAAGUGGAUCUGCUCGACAAGACAUAACGAAAAAGUGGUCUCAUUAUGCAUCCAUGCAAUACCUUCGUGAUUCCUGCUUGUAUAAAACGACUAUGUCUAACAUUGGAAUUAAUGAAAGGAUACAUAAUCCAUCAAGUGCAAAUGAUGACGAAGAAGAAUUAGAAAGUAUUCAAACAGGUAUUGGAAAAGGUUUUUAUACACUGUUAUUAAAACAUAAGGACACCAAUGAAGACUCAACCGAAAGAAGAAAAAAACCGAGAAAAGAGGAAACUACAAAUGCAAUCGAAAGAAUUGCCGAUGCUAUUUGCCAACCUAAUGAUUUUCUUUUACCUUCACCCCCUAUGCCGGAUGAAAUAGAUUCUUUUUUGUCUACUGUAGGACAUCGUUUAAGACGAAUGUCGCCUCGAGUACAAUUAGAUUUAAUGCAAGAGAUAUUUGACAUUACAUAUAGAGCAUUAAUAAGUAAAAAUGCGUAAAAAAUAUAUAUAACUUUUUUAAACGUGCAAAGUAAGAUAAAAAUAUUUUUGUUUUUGUUUUUUAUUAUAAUUAUUUUAUUUUAAAAUUUAUUAGGCAUAUGUGA